AUGGUCGCGAAGCGCGAUGCGUCCCGAAACAGCGAGGGCAGGCUGCGGAAGCCUGCGGUUGAUGGGAGGCGGAGGUUGCAGGCUUGCUGGCGCGGCUUGCACGAGGUGCUCGCCUCUCGCACGUACCUGGUGGCGGUCGUACUGGCCUGGAUGCUGGUCUGUUUCCUCGAUGCGAUACUCGACUCCACGCACGAGCCGUUCGCGCCCCGAUCCGUCGUCUGGGGCGUCGCAGCGGGCGCAGCGUCCGUAAUGGCAAUCGACACGCUCCUUCACCUCGCCCUCGGCGUAUGGGGGGACGCACCGGAGCUGAGAAGCCCCCUGCCGUACGUGUUGGACGUCAUCCCGGUCGUUUCGGUGCUCCUGGUAUGGCCGAACCUGUAUGACAGGACGUACCGGACGACGGAGCCCUGGGAUCCGGUUGAAGGCUCCGACUUGCUGGAGUUCUUCCGAGGAGUGUCCGACUCCCGCGCCAUCGUGUCGUUCCUGGUGCUGCCCGUCGCGUUCUUGAAGGUCGUGGUCGCAGCAUGGCGCCACGACGUCCUCGCCUCCCACCGCUCCUCCCAGCGGGCCCAGGGGCCGGGCGCCAGCCAGCGCAUGGCAGGGGGGAACUGGACGCAGUGGCUGAUGCUCUUGACGGCGUCCAGCUGUCUGGCGGUGCUCGUGGUGACCACGUUGGUAGUCAUCAUGCCCCAGCGGUUCUCGGCCGAGGCGGACACCCUCAGCGGAAUCCCCAACGGCUUGGAGAAUGCAGUCAAGACCUCGCCCUUGCCCGCUCGGCAAGCUCUCGCUCCCUUCCGCUUCAUCUUCGCGGAAGCGGAGGAGGUCGGCGCCCCCGUCAAGGUCGUCACGCACCAGUUCCUGCGCGGGGAGCUCACGUGGAAAAAGGAGGGCGUGCCCGACGGGGACGCCCUCACGGAGUUCCCGCCCGCGCUGUGGGUCGAGUCGCGCCCCGACGGCCUGAUCCUGCUCCGGAUGGACUGGCGGCGGCUCUUCUUGGAGCGCCUGGGCAACGACACCCUCCGCAAGUCGGUCCCCCUCAUGGUGUGCGUCGUGCUGCUGGUCCUGGAGUUCUACCUCGCCUCGCUGCUCAUGCUCCGCCCCAUGGAGCGCCUGCUCGAGUCCCUGGUCGCGUCCGCGACGACGCUGGACGAGAAGGGGCGGUUCCAUGACGACAGCGACGGGCGCCCGGUCGGCCACAAGAACAUGCGGACGCUCGAGUGCGCCCUCGAGCGCGUCGACGGAUUCCUCUGCAUGAUGCAGAAGGCCUUCGAGGGCGGUGGGGUCGUGAUGCAGCGGCUCCUGACGCAGGUCGCGGGCGGCGAGAGUGGCGAGGGUCAGCGCGCGUGGGCGGACUUCUAUUACAACCCCCCCCUCGCGCUGGCUCCGCGCUCCACCACCGCAGCCCGGCACUCCAGGGGGGCGGGCCCGGCCAUGUCCGGCUCCGAGGCCAACUCCUUGGCAGAGGGCAGGCGCACCACCGGCGACGCGAAACGCUCCAGCGCGGCGAGCGGCAAGCGCAGGGGGCCAGCACGCGCGGCUGCUGUGUCGGCCUCGGCCAGCGGCGACGUCCGGAGCGGCGAUGGCGGGCGGCCGAGGAUCUCGGGCAUGAGCAGCGAUGACGGGAUGCUGGAGCCCUCCCGGUCGAGCGUGCCCCACGAGGCCCCCAAGUCGUGGGACUGGAGCUCGUUGCUGGUUGCCCACGAGGGGUCGCUCGGCUCGCUCGUCGUGGAGAUGUUCCGCGACCUCGGGCUGUGCAACGACGGCAACGUCGCGCACCACGGCACGGUGCCGCUGAAGCGCCUGCGGGUGCUGGUGGGGCUGCUGGAGGGGGCGUACCGCGCGGACAACCCGUACCACAACUGGGAGCACGCGGUGGACGUGACGCACGGGAUGUACAUGAUGCUGCGGUCGACGGCGGAGGCGCGCGGGCUGAUGCGGACGUGGGACAGCGUGGCGCUGAUGGUGGCGGCGCUGGCGCACGACGUGGGCCACCGGGGGACGAACAACGCGUUCCUGGUGGCGACGCGCGACGAGCUGGCGCUGCGGUACAACGACGUGUCGGUGCAGGAGAACAUGCACGCGGCGACGCUGUACGAGCUGAUGGUGGCGCACCCGGAGGCGGACGUGUUUGCGGGGCUGGACCAGGCGACGUGGACGGAGGUGCGCGCGACGGUGGUGACGGCCGUGAUGGGGACGGACAUGGCGGUGCACUUUGACAUGAUCGCCAAGGUGGAGACGGCGGCGGAGGCGGCGGACUGGGCGCGGCGCGGGUCGGAGACGGGCGGCGGCGGCGGCGGGGAGGCGGCGCAGCGGACGCUGGGCGUGGCGGAGCGGAAGCUGCUGCUGCAGGUGCUGCUGCACACGGCGGACCUGUCGUCGCUGUUCAAGGGGCCGGAGAUGGUGGUGGAGUGGACGCGGCGGGUGGUGCGGGAGUUUUUCGACCAGGGCGCGAUGGAGAAGGAGCUGGGGAUGGUGCCGCAGGCGCUGAUGGUGGAGGGGGCGACGUACGUGCCGGGGUCGCAGAUGGAGUUUUACGAGGUGAUCAUGCGGCCGUACGUGUCGGCGGUGGCGACGUGGCUGCCGUCGGUGGGGCGGACGCUGGCGGCGCGGCUGGCGCGGAGCUACGCCUUCUGGGGCAGCAUCGUCGAGGCCGACCAGGCGGGGCUGAGCGCCCCCGCCCCCGGUGCAGAGCAGGCCACGGACGGCUGGCACGGCUGCGGAGCUCCGAUUUCGUCGUCCCCGAAGUACAGCACGAUGAAUGUCAAGGAGCGCGUGGCGAACUUCAACGCCGCACUCGGCGUUUCCGCGGACGACGCCAAGCAGCUGCACAUGACGAGCCUCGCCGAGCCGCUGCCGUCGGUCAUGGAGACCCCCGUGGAGGACGCGGAGUUCGCCAAGCGGCUCCAGCUGGACCUGGACCCCCCCGGGUGCGCGGGCGCAACUGCCCGCAGCAGGCGCUGGCUCGAGCGCGCGAGCUGCCGCCUCGCCCCCGCGAUGGCUUCCUGGUACUGGUUCGGCGGCGUUCUGGUCGUGUCGCUGUUCAUCCCGUUCCUGGACAUCUGCCUCGAGACGAGCUACGACCCGUGGCCGCCGCAGCACGUGGUGUGGGCCGUCGCGGCCGCCGCCGCCGCGGUGCUGGCUGGCGAGGCAGCGCUGCAGUUCCUCGUCGGGGUCAUGCAGGAUGUCAACGAGCUCAGGGAGCCGUACUCGUACGCCCUGGACACUCUCGCGGUUGGCUCAGUCAUCACCUGGGCAGCCAUGACGCACCUCGUCUACAAGGCAGUCAGCCCCGACAACCCGCUCCUGGGCAAGGAAACGACCAUGGACUACGUCAACGGCGUCGUCCGGAACCGAGGCAUCGUGACCUACCUCGUCAUGCCCCUGGUCUUCCUGAAGGCUGUCUCUGCGGCGUGGCGGCACAAGUCGCUGCGGCAGGCCCUGCGCUCGGCGCGCCACAAUCGGCGCUCGGAGAAGCAGCGUGCCGUCGGCGACAGAUCGCACGGCUGGACGAUGGCGCUGAUGCUCAUGACGGCAGCGAGCUGCCUCUGCCUGUUGCUGAUGAUGAUGGCGGUGGAAGUGCUGCCGGACCCGUACAAGGGGUCGGCGUUCAUCAUAUGGCGGUUCCCGAACGUCGUCGCGAACAGCGCGAGGCGCAGCCCGAACGGCCCCGUCCGUGGAAGCCCCCUGUUUGUCACGCUGGCCGCACUCGAGAGGACUCACCAGGAGCAGAGGCAGCGGCUCAACCCUCAGCUGGCGACCUCCCACAUGUGGGUCCGGCCCCGCUUGGACCCCGACCUGCCGCUGGAGCUGGUCUGGUCGAGCGAGGAGCGUUCCCGCACCACGGGCGACCCGCGUCUCGACGACAGCUUUGGGGUGUACGCGUAUUCGCCCUCCCCGCCGGGCGCCGUCUUGCAACGGUGGGAUUUCGGCCGCUUGUUCCUCGCCGACAACGCCGACGACGCGCUCCGCAAGUCGAUGCCGCUCAUCCUGUGCGUCGUGCUGCUGCUCGUCAACUUCUACUUUGCGUGCGAGAUGCUGGUGCGGCCGGUCCGCGACCUGCUGCAAGCAAUCGUCGCGCGCGCCCCCGCGCUGGACAGCAAGGGCCUGAUGGCGGGCAUCGGCGCCACGAACGACAGCGCGCCCCUCACGCUGCCUGACGCGCUGGCGCGAAUCGAGGCGUUCAUCGUGCUGAUGCACAAGGCCAACCAGGGCGGCGCCGUCGUGAUGAAGCGGCUUUUGAAGCAGGUCGCGUCGGAGGACGGCAGCGUCACCAGCGCGACCAACGACAAGCGCGCGUGGGCCAAGAUGUACGCUGCUGCGCCGGCGGCCAGGGACCCGGAAACGGACCGGAGGCCCUCCGUGAUGCGCCUGCCCCAGGUUCUGCGGCGCGAGAAGUCCCGGGCGGCGAUGGUGCGGAGCGAGCACGCGCGCAGGACCGCGUCCAUGCCGUUUGCGCCGGCGACAGGCAAGCCUGCCAUCGGGGGCGAACAGGACGUCGUGCAUCAGCUGAUGAAGCUCCGAAGCUGGACGUGGUCGUCGCUGUCCUGCGAGCACCGCGACGUUCUCGGCUCGCUCGUCGUGGAGAUGUUCCGCGACCUCGGGCUGUGCAACGACGGCAACGUCGCGCAGCACGGCACGGUGCCGCUGAAGCGCCUGCGGGUGCUGGUGGGGCUGCUGGAGGGGGCGUACCGCGCGGACAACCCGUACCACAACUGGGAGCACGCGGUGGACGUGACGCACGGGAUGUACAUGAUGCUGCGGUCGACGGCGGAGGCGCGCGGGCUGAUGCGGACGUGGGACAGCGUGGCGCUGAUGGUGGCGGCGCUGGCGCACGACGUGGGCCACCGGGGGACGAACAACGCGUUCCUGGUGGCGACGCGCGACGAGCUGGCGCUGCGGUACAACGACGUGUCGGUGCAGGAGAACAUGCACGCGGCGACGCUGUACGAGCUGAUGGUGGCGCACCCGGAGGCGGACGUGUUUGCGGGGCUGGACCAGGCGACGUGGACGGAGGUGCGCGCGACGGUGGUGACGGCCGUGAUGGGGACGGACAUGGCGGUGCACUUUGACAUGAUCGCCAAGGUGGAGACGGCGGCGGAGGCGGCGGACUGGGCGCGGCGCGGGUCGGAGACGGGCGGCGGCGGCGGCGGGGAGGCGGCGCAGCGGACGCUGGGCGUGGCGGAGCGGAAGCUGCUGCUGCAGGUGCUGCUGCACACGGCGGACCUGUCGUCGCUGUUCAAGGGGCCGGAGAUGGUGGUGGAGUGGACGCGGCGCGUGGUGCGGGAGUUUUUCGACCAGGGCGCGAUGGAGAAGGAGCUGGGGAUGGUGCCGCAGGCGCUGAUGGUGGAGGGGGCGACGUACGUGCCGGGGUCGCAGAUGGAGUUUUACGAGGUGAUCAUGCGGCCGUACGUGUCGGCGGUGGCGACGUGGCUGCCGUCGGUGGGGCGGACGCUGGCGGCGCGGCUGGCGCGGAGCUACGCCUUCUGGGGCAGCAUCGUCGAGGCCGACCAGGCCGCUGCCGCAGGAACGCCAGUGCCCUCGCCGUUCGCCCACGCGCUGGAGGCGUGCGGCGCCCGCAUCACGGAGGUGCCCAAGUAUCUCACAAUGCGCGUCCAGGAGCGCAUCGAGGCGUUCCGCUUCGCGCUGGAACCUGCCGCUGCGCCAGGACAGUCGGGGUCGGAGUCGACGGAUACUGACGACCUGACGAAUGUGGUCGUCGAGGACAGGCGCUGCAGCCAGCCGCGAACGAUCGCGGACUUGAAGCCAUUCGUGCCGGACACGGGCGCGGAUCUCCGACCGUCUGUCAGCACGAUCACGCCCACACACAGGGCCUAA
Molecule: messenger RNA, 5835 nt
Organism: Pedinophyceae sp. YPF-701
Lineage: Eukaryota; Viridiplantae; Chlorophyta; Pedinophyceae
Source: the annotation of a GenBank genome assembly